This is a messenger RNA of Paramecium sonneborni, 519 nucleotides long. NCBI's taxonomy places the organism in Eukaryota, Ciliophora, Oligohymenophorea, Peniculida, Parameciidae. The record is from the annotation of a GenBank genome assembly.
AUGAUUCAUUUAAGCACUAAAAGCUUUAGUAUUAUUCUUAAAAUAUUUAGAAAGAAUUAUAAAUUUCUUUGAUUGAAAUUCAUUAGGGUAAAAGAAAAAUUACCUUAGAUAAUUUCUAGAUUAUUGUUAGAUCUAUAAACUUUCUAAGAAAAUUUACUUACUUAUUUAAAAGAGUAAAUUAAACAUAAAGUGAUAAUUUUGAAAAAUCUAUCUUUCUUUGAAUUUUAGGUUUAUUUAAAGAUAAAAAAUACUUUAAAAAUUAAAAGAAUUAUUAUUAAUUACAUAUUUUUGAUUCUAAACAACAAUUAAAACUAAGAUAGUGUUUGUCUCAUUAAUUUUAUUAUUUAACAUUCAAUCACAGUUACAAAUUUAUUAGCUAAUUAGUCUGGGUUUUUUAAAGACCUUGUUGCUUAAAUGAUUAUAGAAACUAGACAUAAUUCAGAUAUAUGCUUUGUAAAAUCAAUAUAUUCUUUAAACUAAAACAAAGUUAACUAUUUGAGUUCAUUAAAAAUGUUAUGA